AUGUACUCCAAAAUUGCGGAACAGUAUGGGGCCGCCGCCGGCAGCCUGCAGAGGGAGCUGUCGGAGCUACAAGGGACGAACCAGCACAAGAACCUCCACCGCAACGUGCCCUUCUCUAUCCUGUGCAAAAGUAUCGUAUUCGUAGUAAUUGCAUUUAUGCAUUGCAAACCUCUUUCCCAAGGUAAAUCAGCAUUACAAAUUUAAUUUGUAAUGCUGGGCUAAUUUGUAAUGCAAUUUAUUUUUAUACUAGUGCGAUGCUUUUGCAUUGCAUAUUCUCUCGCGACCAAGAGGACCGGCUGAGCAACCUACAGGAAAAGCUGGUGGCGAUGCAGCCCAGGCGGUACCCGAGGAGGAAGGUAUGAAAGUACACAACUCCUCCUCCCCCUCAUUUGUCAUGCAAAAUACCCAAUCCACCGUUUGUCUCUCGGCACUAGUUGCAUGACAAGUUCUGGCAGCCCAAAUAGCACUACACUCCAGCGCAAAUUUGUCAUGCAAAACCGGCACUCUUGCUGAUGCUUGUACUGCCGUUCAUGCAAUACAAAUGAGGGGGAGGGGGAGUUCGAGUUGUGCACUCUCAUAGAAGGUACCGUGGCACCAGAAAGUUGGAACAGGUACAACGACUUCUUGCAGCGUGGUUGCACGACUUGGAAGAGGACCGCUCCUGCAUAGAACUGCUUCUUCUUUUCGUAUAGCAAAACACAUAUCAUAGUUGCGUGAAGAUGAAAAAGAAAAAAAAAAAGGUGACCUCGAUGGCGUGUCGACCUCUUUUUCCGUAACCGACGUUGGUUCCGUUUGCGCUUCUGCGGUUUCUAACUGGGAUGCCAGUGGCUGGGUUCCCGUGGCAAGUACAACCGUUUCUGGCACAACAGGCGGCGACUACCAACAUCGUCCAGCGCUCGCCCCGUUGAAAACAGCACAUCAACACUUGCUCAACAAGCUGGCAACUUCGUCAUCCGGAGCAGCUUUGCACCAAACGACGAACGCCGCUGCGAACAAGUUGAACCGCCUCGCAAUCGACGAUAAGCUGCUCCCGGGGCCGUUGCUGCAAAUGGACGUUAAUAAUCAAACAAGGAAACUGUCUACGCGGGCUGGCGGUGCUGGUGGACAAGCAAGUGCAAGUCCAGCUGCAGUUCUUUCCGGCGGUAGAAUAAAUGCUCCUGAACCAGGUACAGGUCCUCUGCAUAGUGAUCGACCAGCACUGCAGCAAAUACCGCCAGCCGCACCACGAUUCAACCACAACACGGGGAGCAAAUCUUCAGACGUCGGGGCUGCAGCAAACACCAGGGACAUCACCGACCAGGACGACCGCAUUGUCGAGGAACUUAUGGCCACCGCUUCGAACGUAAACGUUGGAGGUGGCACUGAUGAUAAACACACAGAACACGACUACUUUGACGGCCCGAUCCGGCCCGCGGGCAGUCUGUGCGGGAGGGAGGACAAGGGGCGGAAGAAAUUGGUCAGUCGCCGCGAGCAGAAAAAGCGGGAACAACAGCUGCAUAAUUCUUAUGCUGGACCCGGUCGUGGAUUCGACGCCCUCGAGGUCGUUGACAAGGAGAACUACCGUCCCUCUUCUGCUACCGCGCUCUUACGGAACAAGGCCGUAGCUCCUCCAGUCGAGAGGAAAGUUCCAGGGAGGAAAGGCCCUGGUGGUGCAUCUGCGAGUGGAGCUCAUGCCGGUCCGUCGUUUUUCAAUGCAAACAAGAAGCAGGUCGGAGAAUCGGAGCGCCAACACGACGAGCGGCUGAGCCAGAUCCGCGGAAACACAAACUCCUCGACCAAUUUCGGCGCAGCACAGCCGCAGCAGCGGGGCGAAAAUAAUAACAACAGCAAUCCUGCUUACGACGCGUAUGCACGGAUGCAGCAGAUGCAGCGUGACCACGACAUUGCGCAGUACUUGCUUCUGCAGAUGAACGGUAAAGGGUCAAGAACCGGCUCUCCAGCUGAAAACGAGGAUGCUGGGACGCUGAACAAUCAAAGCACGACCGCGGCGAUUGCUCUAGUGCCACCCCCUCCCAGCGCACCGCUGAAGCCGAAGCGGUCGCUCGACCAGGAGUUGAAGCUGUGGGAGUCCCGAGUCCUGGAGGAAAAGCGGAAAAGAGUGGAAGCAGAAACGGAGUUAAAACGCAUGCGACAACUGUGGUACGCGCAGGGCGGGGGAGAAAUCGAAAUUCCGUCGGAUUCCGGGUAGAAAGGAGGAUAGGUCACGGGGUAGAUAGUACAGAUAGCAAGUUAUCAUUGCUGUGCUGCCGGUGAUAGAGAUAGUACACAUCCUGAUGCAGCUCGACUGACAAGGAGCGGGUCAUGUCAUAACGUAGGUAUGUGUUUCUUUGGGCGGUAGAGGUAAUGGUCAACAACUGAAGAUGAAAAUGCACCACAACUACAAGACAGCAGUUGUGUCUUUCAUUCAACACUCUACUUUUCAGUGACGGGCGUGAUAGAAAUUUGUUUUCCGCUGUCAACCAGAACGAGAGCCAUUUUUUCAAAAGAAUAAAGAUGAGAUUAAUGCUGUAGAAGUAUCUUAAUCGAGCUACAGCUACAGGACGAGCGGGUCUUCACCACUUCGUGCCGAGCACCUAAGCAAAUCUGAUACCACCGACAUUCUGGUGGCGGUGAGAUCGCGUCUUUUCUCGCUCCUGGCU
This is a messenger RNA of Amoebophrya sp. A120, 2639 nucleotides long. The record is from the annotation of a GenBank genome assembly. Lineage: Eukaryota; Dinophyceae; Syndiniales; Amoebophryaceae.